This is a messenger RNA of Ruditapes philippinarum (Manila clam), 298 nucleotides long. Its product is annotated as intermembrane lipid transfer protein VPS13A-like. The transcript has 3 exons. The coding region runs from base 26 to 298 and encodes 90 amino acids. Lineage: Eukaryota; Metazoa; Mollusca; Bivalvia; Venerida; Veneridae. The record is from RefSeq and is a predicted model, not a curated record.
AUUAUGUAGGAGUUAUGUUUUUCAGAUGAUAUUGAAAGUUCCAUCAAUAGUGGUAAAGAUCGAGGGAGGUGUUGGUAACCGAACUGUACCGUUACUUAUCACUGAGAUGUCAUUCCAAGGUGAAGUCAGGGACUGGUCAGGAAAGCUAUAUGUAGAGAGUAGACUUUUGCUGGAAGUGGCUUAUUACAACGAGAAAAUGUCCGUAUGGGAACCACUAGUGGAACCAGUGUUUCAUGAGGGUAAAUACCGGAGAUGGGUUCAACUCGGUCUUAAGAUGUAUACAGGGUACAAACUAUAA